AUGCCUCUUCAAACGUCAUUGAACAAGCAAGAAGCGACAUAUAUUGUUGGGGUACUUUAUACCGGAAGCUUGCCGGAGAGGCCGAGUUUUAACGAUACAGUGCUGACUCCGGUAUCCGAGAAGUGGAAAGGGAAAUGUGAAACUGGACCUGAAUUCCCCGCUGCUGGAUCCAUUGUUAAGAAUGCUGCAGUGUUUGAGUAUGCCGUUUGGGAAGCGGAAGGGAUGGCAAUUCGGGCAUGGAUUGCUGUUUAUAAGAUUUGUUGGAGUUCUGGUUGUUAUGAUUCGCAUAUUCUUGCUGCAAUGGAUCAAGCUGUUGCGGAUGGGGUCGAUGUGAUUUCUUUGUCUGUUGGUGCUAAUGGUUAUGCGCCUCGCUAUGACCAGGACUCAAUUGCGAUCCGAGCGUUUGGUGCAAUGGAACGUGGUAUGUUGGUGUCAUGUUCUUCUGGUAAUUCAGGACCUGGUCCAUAUACUGCUGUGAAUAUUGCGCCGUGGAGAGAAUUUCCUUCUGAUGUGAUUUUGGGAGUGGGAGGGUUUUGGGCGGCGUUUCAUUGUAUUCUGGUGAGCCAUUAG
Papaver somniferum (opium poppy) is the source of this 570-nucleotide messenger RNA. RefSeq names its product subtilisin-like protease SBT1.4. The record is from RefSeq and is a predicted model, not a curated record. The coding region runs from base 1 to 570 and encodes 189 amino acids. The transcript is spliced from 2 exons. NCBI's taxonomy places the organism in Eukaryota, Viridiplantae, Streptophyta, Magnoliopsida, Ranunculales, Papaveraceae. Gene Ontology annotation, molecular function: serine-type endopeptidase activity. Gene Ontology annotation, biological process: proteolysis.